AUGGAAGGGCUCAUGAAGAAAUAUAGCAUCAUGCAUAAAGUAGCCACGGCCUACCACCCACAAAUGAACGGCCAAGCCGAGGUUUUUAAUCGGGAGAUUAAAUUCAUCUUGGAAAGGAUUGUGAAGCCUAAUAGGAAAUAUUGGAGUGCUAAGCUCACCGAUGCAUUAUGGGCCUACGGAACGGCAUACAAAAUGCCAAUUGGCAUGAGUCCAUUUCGGUUGGUGUAUGGCAAGGCUUGCCACUUACCGAUGGAGAUAAAGCACAAGGCAUAUUGGGCCAUCAAGGAGUGCAAUCCGAGUUUGGGUGGAGCCGGAAUUGAGCGGAAGCUACAACUAGCGGAGUUGGAAUCACCACCUAUGGAAGAAUUGGAAAUCUCCACAUCCACCGGCACCGACAAUGAAGAUAGCAAUAAUAAUGGAGAAGAUGAUGGACACUCGGGAGCCGAUCAACCUCUGCGUCUCACUCAAGGCUCGGAGGACCGUGCCAACUUCUAA
Molecule: messenger RNA, 495 nt
Organism: Arachis ipaensis
Lineage: Eukaryota; Viridiplantae; Streptophyta; Magnoliopsida; Fabales; Fabaceae
Source: RefSeq, a predicted model, not a curated record